Emys orbicularis (European pond turtle) is the source of this 1179-nucleotide messenger RNA. RefSeq names its product low density lipoprotein receptor class A domain containing 2 (gene LDLRAD2). The transcript is spliced from 5 exons. Gene Ontology annotation, molecular function: protein binding. The record is from RefSeq and is a predicted model, not a curated record. NCBI's taxonomy places the organism in Eukaryota, Metazoa, Chordata, Testudines, Emydidae. Bases 1 to 1179 code for a protein of 392 amino acids.
AUGUAUCGCUGUAGCUUGGGAUUUGGGGCUCCUGAAAAAGGAAACACAAAGAUGGGGGGUCACUUGCAUAUGCUAUCAAAGUGGCUGGUUCUGCUGAACUUCACGGCCUUGGAGGUCUCGUCCAUAGAAACAGUUAACCUGGUGGAUUUUUGUGGGCAGACCAUCAGAGACGACGGGCUGAUUAUCAAUUCGCACAGGGACUCCCGGCGCUACUACUUCGUGGCCACGGGGACGGACUGCUCCCUCACCAUGCAGGCCGCGUCGCCCAAAGACAAAGUCCAGUUCCAGUUCCGCUUCUUCUUGGUGUACAGCCUGCUGCGCCUGGCCCCCAGCGGCGGGCCCCCGUCCAACGCCACCCGAGCGCCUCUGCCCCCAGAGACCGCCCGGCCCAGCCAAAGGGGGCCUGGGCAGCCCUCAUCUGGUGGAGACUGGGAGCUUCAGGACCCCUGUAAUGCUGGAUCGUAUAUGCAAUUCUAUGAUGGCAGAGGUCGCGCCGCCAAGCCUCUGGGGUUCCCGCUGUGUGGGAAGAGCAUCCCCAGGCCCAUCCUGUCCACCGGGAACUACUUGACCCUGCGCUUGGUGACACGGGGGCAGCAGCCCCGGGUGGAUUUCGUGGGCGAUUUUACAUCCUUCCGUCUGGGCUUCAACAUGUCCGAGUGCAGCGAGGAGCCGUACUUCCAGUGCCGGAACAGCAAGUGCAUCCCCAUGAGCCUGGUGUGUGACCGGACGGGCAUCGAUAACUGCGGGGAUGGCUCGGACCAGGCAGCCCACCCCCCUGCCAAGUGCAGAGGCCGCCCUCCCACAUCAGCAUUUCUCCAGCCUGAGAGCAGCCCUGCAGCCCACGUCACCCCCUGCAUGGCAGCCUGUGGCGGGGCAGAGAAGAGCCAGCCCUUGGCCCCAGACACCGUGCCCCAGGACGAGCCUGCAGCAGGUGAGAGGAGCUUGUGCUCCCUGCUGGCCCUCUACAUCCUCCUGGGGCUGGGCGUGGGCUCAGCCCUCCUGCUCUGGUGCUGCUGGUCCCCUGGCUGGUUUGUCUGGAGACUCGGGGCCUGCCGGUUCCUGCCUGGCUGCAACUCCAUGUGGGCCUCGUGCCAGCUCUGCCCCCACAGCUGUGCCCACAGGAACCAUGGCUGUUCCAGCAAAGUCACGCCGCAGCACAGCGCCGACCUGCCCAUCUGA